Molecule: messenger RNA, 4167 nt
Organism: Notolabrus celidotus (New Zealand spotty)
Lineage: Eukaryota; Metazoa; Chordata; Actinopteri; Labriformes; Labridae
Product: protein Dok-7-like
Exons: 12
Coding region: 61-2208 (715 amino acids)
Biological process (GO): neuromuscular junction development; positive regulation of protein tyrosine kinase activity
Molecular function (GO): protein kinase binding
Source: RefSeq, a predicted model, not a curated record
ACACACACACACACACACACACACACACACACACACAGCUGCUCGGAACCAUGACAGAAGAUGACGGAUUCAGUUGUCGCGGAGGGACAAGUCAAGUUUAGAGAUGGAAAAAAGUGGAAGACUCGGUGGGUCGUUCUUCGCAAACCCUCUCCGGUCGCAGACUGUCUCUACCUGCUGGUGUACAAAGAGAAGAAAAAAGGGAAGGAGAAGAGCAUCGGCCACAAGGAGAGGCUCAAUGUGACUCUAGAGGGGAUCUGUGGUGUGGAACCAGGGACUGGCUAUGAGGGAGUAUCCUACACCCUCUCCAUACUUUGCCUUACGCACACACUAGUUUUGGGCUUUAACAGCCGAGAUGCCCUGCAGGCCUGGGAUUCCCGAGUCUGCUACAGUCUGGGAGAAGUCCACAGGUUAAGCGUCAAUGUCGAGCCGGGCACCAAACUUGAAAGUGGCCCUGCCUCUCUCCACCUGUGCAACAACCUGCUGGUACUUUCCCGAGGCAUCCCUCCUGUUGUCAUUGGUCACUGGAAGUUGUCAGCAUUACGUCGAUAUGGUGCCGUGCCAAAUGGGUUUGUGUUUGAAGGGGGAACUCGUUGUGGAUACUGGGCUGGUGUUUUCUUCUUGUCCUGUUCAGAGGGAGAACAUAUCAGUUUUCUAGUUGACUGCAUUGUCCGGGGCAUUACUCCCAGCCGGGCCCCUCAUGGCCUGCGACCUACCCUGCCAGCAGAUCCCGAUGCCGACCCAGCGUCAGCUGAGAAACGGAUCAGCCUUGAGGCGUCAGAGCUGGAGAAAAGACUCAGCAUGUUGUCUACCUGCAGCCUAGCGAGCAGCACAUCUUCAACAUACAGCUGCAGUACAUCUGUCGCUGGUGAUGACCAAAGCAGCAUCUCCAGCUCCUCUUCCAGCCAAUCAGAGGCAAGCUAUGGAAGCAGACUUCCAUUUUGGGUUGAGCCAUUAACUAGACCGCACCUCUCCAAUCAGACAGCAUCAGGCUCUCCUACUCCGCAGGGUUUGACCAGUUCCGAUGACCGGCUCUAUGCUGCUGUGAUGGGAAACUCCAGGACCCAUUUAUCCUCCACCCAGCUCCAUCCUCGGGGUCUCCAUGAUAGUGGACGGCAAAGCUCAUUAGACAGUGGGAUUGGGAUAACAAUAAGCAGUCAGUCAUCUUAUUCAGGGAGCUACUCUUCGUAUACAGGGAGUCUGGACACAGCUUGCCCAGGUGGGGUAGAGGAGUUUGGCUCCUUGACCAGCCUACCUGCCUCUCCUCCUGCCCCUCCCCUACCUCGUCCUCCGUCUUCUUCUGAGCACAGUUCAACUACCUCCCUCUGCCCAUGUGCAUCCAGAUCUAGCUCAUGUGCAUCCAGGAGAAACAGUGAAGAGUAUCAAACCCCCAGCCUUCUCGGACUGUGGUAUGACACUCCAAGGAGUGUACUCCAAGCUGUCUCUGUGAGGGGCACCACCUCUCAAGUGGACCCAUCUGAGCUGGGCGGGGACAGCAGGGACAGUAGGGAUGGAGGGAGUCGACAGGGACAACAGAUCAGCAACAGUCCUAAAGGACCCAGGGUUCAGCGCCAGGCCAUGAUGCAGUGCUCACACCCCUGGGGCAGUGAGAAGGCGCCCUCUGUAGACAGUGAGGGGUUCACACCUCGACCUCAGUGGAUUGAUGAAGGCUUUGUUUGUGGAGAAACACAGAACCGGGGCAGUCAGGAUUUCGACAACUACGUUACACCAGAGCAGUGGCGAUCAGUGAGGAGCAGAUGUGUGUCUCAGAUUGCCAACAUACCGUUAGGCUUGUCAUCUGCUGCAGAUACUAAAGCAUCUUCUCUCCUCGUCAUAGAAGAACAUGAUAUUGGGAAUGCUGGUGAUAUGUUGCCAGGUCUAAAGAGGUCGCCCCCUCUAAGUCCACCCUCCGCCCCUCCUCCUCUGCCCCUGGCACAAAGCAUACAUUGUCCAACAUCAGCCUUAGGUAUAUUUCAGUCUGCCCAUGAGGCUUCUUCAUCUGUGUCCCUGGACACUGGGCUCCAUAGCAACAGCAGUGUUAAUUACGUUAACAUACCCAUUAGCCCUCUGCCAGCUAAAACUAACAGAGAGCCUCUCUACACAGAGCUGAACCUGCAGGAGCGCAGCCCAGCACCAGUCUUCAGUGCUCACAGUGCCAACAGAGGUCAAUCUUUGCAGCUCUGUAGGCUGUUUAAUUACCCUCCACUAUAAAGGCCAUUUGAGAUUUAAAUAUAUAUUUAAAAUCACGUCUGUACCUCAUUGAGUUUAUUUCAUUUACUUUUCACCAGUUGGUGUAGUGAUUCUUACAAUUGUACAAAUAAAGAAAUAGGACAGAUUAACAAAACACAAUCAGAAUUUGAAUUGCGCUACAGCCUCUUCUAUUACCUCUUAUAAUCCUGUAGGUUAUGCUUCAUGUAUCUGUAUGCUACAUUUAAUGAUGUGAAUGGAUUUUUUAAAAUCUAAUUAAUGUUAUGUAGAUUCAGUUAAGCACACUUGAAUGAAUGGGUAGAAGCUUUUUACUCACUUACAUCAGAUUUAAGUUCUGCUUCAAAGCCUGAUUCAGAGUUAUCACAAUAUUUGGGGCUAACAACCCAGAUUGCAAAAAGUGGCACACAGCAAUAAAGUGUAGAAUUAUGUAUUAAAAUCACAGUGUAUAAAUUAACAAAUUAAAGAAAAAUAUCUGCAAUUGUAUUCAUUUUACAUCACAUAACAUUGAUGGAAGGAUCAGGGGCUGAUAAGUUACUGUAUCUAUCUUCUUGCAUUUGAAGUCGAGGAAACAUGGAGCAAGGAAGAAAAACAAAAGCUUUCUCCAUAACCUUCGUUUGCCUGCCUUUACUAUCAAGGUGUGGGCUCCAUCAAAUACACCCAUCCCAACAUUACUGCCAUGGAGACAGCUCAAGAGAGUUUUGAUUGAGCACUUCAAGAGCAAGGAAGACAGACAGACUCAGACUGAGAGCAGACAGUGUGUGCCAUCAAACUGAUUCUGCAACACCCGACUGGAUGGCACUUCAAACUAUUUUCCAGGGCUUCUUCUCUCUCUCUCUCUCUCUCUCUCUUAAAAUGAAGCUGUUUUUCAUGCCAAUAAACAAUGCACUGAAAAACACCACAGUUGAGCCAGUGUAUAGAAAAUCCCACCAACUAUCCAUUCCACUAGUUGUAAGAAUGAAAGAUGAAAUGUCUUGGAGUAAGCUUCACGGCGGCCAUCAUGGUUUUGCUUUGUGCUAAGUAACAGUGUUUGUAUUUCUUACUGGCUUGUACUCAAAUUGUGCUUUUAACUUGAUGACUUUCAGCUCAGGAGUGUUACGUUUUUGGCUGCAAAGCCCAUAUGGCUGCUGAGUUUGUUAAAAAAAAAGAAAGGGAUAAUCUGACUGUUUUUUAAAUGCUUGAACAUUUGGGAUGAAGAAUUACGACAUAUCGGUGACGAGAAAAAGACAGCAGCUUUGUUUAGUGAGCAAUUGUUAUUUGCUAACAUGAUGUUUCUUUUGAGCUGACUUUCAUCCAAUUCUUAGCAGUGGUUCUAUUCAUCAUUACCUCCCUCAUGAAAGGUCAUAAACUGCUAUUAUUUAAGUUGAAAUGACUGAUCACAGGGUUAAAGCAGAAUUAGAUCACUAUUCACAAAUGUGAUCGAGCCCUACUUAUGACACUUACUUGUUACAAUCAGCUAUAAACGAGUCCCAGAUUGCUUGGCUAUCAUUCCACACCAGAGCUUAAACGCCUUUGAUUAAAAUAAGCAGCUUGGAGUUAUAUCUCAACAAGCAAAUUGGAUUAAUCUAGACCCAUGUGGCCAAAGCAGGACACGACUGAGUAAUCAGCCAGGCAGCAACAUUAAUCAUCAGAGUAAUCAAUGUCUCUGCUUUAACUCUCUGAGAGGGAAAUAGCUACUAAAGGGAAUAGCAUAUAGUGUGUUCUAGUUUCUCGCCAUCUUGUAGUUAUAAUCAGGAGGAACUGUUCAAUCAACAAAAAUAUGUUGAUGGAUAAAGAGAAGAGAAAAACAGCACAAGGAUAUGCUGAUUUUUCUUGUUAAAUUGAACUGCUUAUGACAACUAUAUCAAUGAUAGCAAUAUAUGAUGAGCAUCUAUCACUGUUUGUAAGUUUUUGGCACAAGAAUCUAAAAAAAUAUGUAUGUUGGCACCAUCAUCUAACAAAAUAUUAAAGAUUGAUUUUACAUUU